AUGGCGGUAGCUGAAGCAGCUUCCAAUGUGCCUUGCCGCUCCUUGACGGCUUGGCGGGACACCUGGCGCCAGCUCGCCACGCAGGCCCGCACGGCCGAAUGCGACGUGCGACGGGACUUGCAGGGCUCCGCACAGCGGCCCUGGAGCCAGGCCUUGGCUGCCGAUCUCCGAACCACGUGGACAACACUGGAGGCCGACCGGCAAGGCUGGGAGAAGGAGCUGUGGACCGGCUUGGGUCAGCUCCGUCAGCGUGUUUCGGUCCUCGGCGCCAACAUUCGCUUCGCGCACAGUUCGGAGGACUUGCGGAAGAUGGUCUCGAACAUGGAGCACAAGCUUCAGGUGCAUGCAGAGCAGGCAAGGCAACAGCACGAGGAGCUGGCCUCCGAAGAGCACAGCCUGCAGCAUGCAUUGCAGGCAUCCUUGGCGCGGUUCGAGGCCUGGACGCAGGACACUGCGCCGCGGCCCGCGCCGCGCCGACGCGCGAAGUCCUGUGAGGGGCCGCCAAAGGGCGCAGCACUUCGGCAGCGCCUCGCGCAGCUCACCGAGCAGCUGGCGCCUGGCCGAGGUGGCUGGAGCCAGGAAGACCAUGAGGCCUUCGCCAGGCUCCUCCUGGGGCGCUUCAAAGGCCGGGCCAGCCCUGCUUUUCUGGAGGAGGCGCAGCUCCUUCUUCCUGGAAAGAGCCACGAGGCCCUGGUGGCCCAUGGCAAGUGGAUCUACGAGCAGGAGGCACUCCACUCGGAGCGUCGGCAGCUCCUGGCUGCGUGGCGCGACCAGAAGGAGCAGGCGGAGAAGGUGCAGGUACAGCCCGUCCAAGAUGCGAUGCAGGAGCGCCAAGCCAGAUCCGCAAAGCGGCGGCAGGCGAAGCAAGAGUGCGAGGAGCGCAAGAGGCAAGUGGAGGCCUGGCGACGAGAGCGGGAGGCCAAGCGCACCGCCGCAGCCGAGCGCUUGGCUGCGGAGCAGCGCAGCAAGGUCGAAGCUUCGAAGGCGCAGCAGUUACAGAGAACAGCUCAGAAGGAGGAGCUGGACGCCUUCCGCCAGCGCAAGGCCGCUGAGAAGGCUGCAGAGCGACUUGCGGCGGAUUGUUUCACGCCGAGAAGGCGCCGGCAGAGUCCCGUCGCCUGUCGCCCGGAGAGAGGCAACGCAUCGCUGCCCGCAGCCAGUCGCUGCUUCGGCAGCGCGAACAGCUCCGCCAAGAGGCUUGUCAGCGGAGGGCCAGCUUCGAGCCCCCCCCGCGGGCUGUCUCCAGCUAUCCCCACGUGGAAAGCCGGCUCUGGAGCCACACCGAGGAGUUUGUGGACAAGGCGCGGAGCCUCCAAGAGACUCAGGAGUUGGAAAAGCGAGCUGCCGCGUCGAAGUACGGCGUGGUGCCAGGGAACUUCGCGCACCAGGCACUGGUGCGGACGGUGA
This is a messenger RNA of Symbiodinium natans, 1407 nucleotides long. The record is from the annotation of a GenBank genome assembly. NCBI's taxonomy places the organism in Eukaryota, Dinophyceae, Suessiales, Symbiodiniaceae.